ACAAUAAUAAUGGGCUAACCCAAAGUAAGCUCUAGAGUAGCACACUUUCCUCUUCUUCCAUUCCUUCAUUACCCUUUUCCUUUUCUCUUCUUGCUCUUUUACUGGGUUUGGCUGUCCGAAAAACUUCCCAAAAGAUCUACCAAAGAUUGUACUCUUGCUUAAACUUUCAUACCAGCUUCAAUCAAUCAAUCACCAAGUUGGGAGUUUGUUCUACCAUUUUCUCUCUCAUCCUCCAACUUAGAGAUCUAACUAGAAGCUUUUUGGGGGUAAUCGAGUUCAAACCCUAGUUAGCUGAGCUUUGCUGAAAAAUGGGUUUUUUGUUGGAGUGAAGUUUUCACCAUUUUUAGAGGUUGUUGAGUUGCUGAAGAAGCUUCAUUUUUCUGGGUUUUUGAUUUUGGUGGGUGGGAGUGAAAGAUCUGAGGCGCAUGAAGCAGAGAAGGGUGGAUUUUUGCAGUGGAACUGGGUUUGGUUGAAAUCAUUUUAUUGCCCUUUUUUGGGGAAUUUUAGGUGGGUUUUUGGAGGGGGGGGUGGGGGUGGUGGAGGGAAGAAUUUAGUUUUUUUUUUUAUUAUUUUUAUUUUUUUUUUCAAAAAAUUUCCCCUAUUUUUUGGGUUUUUUUUGAUUGAUUUUGCAAAAUGAGGUUGUCACCUUCAGCUUUCCCUCAUCAACCUGAGGAAGGCGAGAAGAAAGUUUUGAAUUCAGAACUAUGGCAUGCAUGCGCUGGUCCUUUAGUCUCCUUGCCCCCUGUGGGAAGCCGUGUUGUAUAUUUUCCUCAGGGUCAUAGUGAGCAGGUUGCAGCUUCAACUAACAAAGAAGUAGAUGCUCAUAUUCCUAAUUAUCCUAGCUUGCCUGCCCAACUUAUUUGUCAGCUUCAUGAUGUGACCAUGCAUGCAGAUGUGGAGACAGAUGAAGUAUAUGCUCAGAUGACCUUGCAACCCUUGACUCUGCAAGAGCAAAAAGAUGUCUGUCUCCUACCUGCAGAAUUGGGCACUCCCAGCAAACAGCCAACUAAUUAUUUCUGUAAAACAUUGACUGCAAGUGACACUAGUACUCAUGGAGGAUUUUCUGUUCCUCGUAGGGCAGCUGAAAAAGUCUUUCCUCCCCUUGAUUACACCCAGCAACCUCCUGCUCAAGAAUUGAUUGCUAGGGAUCUGCAUGAUAAUGAGUGGAAAUUUAGACACAUCUUUCGGGGGCAGCCUAAGAGGCACCUUCUUACCACUGGAUGGAGUGUCUUUGUCAGCGCUAAAAGACUAGUUGCUGGGGAUUCUGUCAUCUUCAUUUGGAAUGAGAAGAAUCAGUUACUCCUUGGCAUUCGGCGUGCUAAUCGUCCACAAACUGUGAUGCCUUCAUCAGUAUUAUCAAGUGAUAGCAUGCAUAUAGGUCUUCUUGCUGCAGCGGCUCACGCAGCUUCUACAAACAGCCGUUUCACUGUAUUUUUUAAUCCCAGGGCUAGCCCUUCUGAAUUUGUGGUUCCGUUAGCGAAGUAUGUCAAAGCUGUCUACCAUACCCGUGUCUCUGUCGGCAUGCGAUUUCGGAUGCUGUUUGAAACAGAAGAAUCAAGUGUUCGCAGGUAUAUGGGCACAAUUACGGGGAUUAGUGACUUGGAUCCUGUUCGUUGGCCAAACUCCCAUUGGCGUUCAGUGAAGGUUGGCUGGGAUGAGUCCACUGCUGGAGAAAGGCAGCCCCGGGUCUCUUUAUGGGAGAUUGAACCUUUGACUACGUUUCCUAUGUAUCCCUCUCCAUUUCCACUAAGACUGAAGCGUCCAUGGCCAUCUGGUCUGCCAUCCUUUCCAGUUUUGAAGGAUGGUGACAUGGGCCUCAAUUCUCCGCUUAUGUGGCUCCAGAGAGAGGUUGGAGAUCGUUGCAUGUCAUCCUUAAAUUUCCAAGGUUAUGGGCUCACACCCUGGAUGCAACCAAGGCUGGACCCUGCUAUGUUGGGCCUACAACCUGAUAUAUUUCAAACAAUGGCAUCUGCUGCUUUACAAGAUCCACGGGGCUUGGAGAAGCGUCCUAACCAAUCUCUUCUCCAAUUCCAGCCAAAUCAAAAUGUGUCUUGCCAGCAGUCAUCUCUAACAAAUCAUUUGUUGCAGCAAGCUCAAUCACAGCAGAACUUAGUCCCAAACUUUCAAGAAAACCAAAAUGUGACUCACAAUCAAGUUCAAGGUCAGCUCCUGCAGCAACAACUGCAAAAUUCCCGUGCAUAUGAUAACCAUCAGCAGCAGCAGCAGCAGCAGCAGCAGCAGCAUCAGCAACAGCAACAGCAACAGCAUCAGCAGCAGCAACAACAACAGCAGCUUCCACACUUUGAGCAACUACGAAGUCAGUUUUCUGAUCAACAAAUUCCAAAGGUUAUUGGCAACAGCAAGUCUCCUUCGUUUGGGUCAUCAACUCAGGCCUUGCCUACAUCCUUGGAAGCAAUUUCUUCUGCAUGCUCGCAGCAAAUGUUCUCGAACUCGAUCAUGAACUCUGUUACUGCAGCUGGCAUUUCUCCGAUGCAUAGUUUAUUGAAUUCAUUCUCACACGAUGGGGGAUCCCGACAAAUUAAUCUACCCAACUCUAACCCUUUGGUAUCUUCUACUCCCUUAUUAUCGAAGCGAGUUGUAGUUGAACCUCCUCAGCUUUCUUCUAGUACUGCCCCGUGCUCGUUGCCUCAAGUUGAAGAGUUAGGAGGGCCACAAACUAGGAUUUCUGAUCUCUCUUCUUUGUUACCACCUUUGCCCGGUAGGGAAUUUUCUAUCUACCAAGGGAUUGGUGAUACACAGAACAAUAUGUUAUUUGGGGUGAAUGCUCAGCAGAAUGAGCUGGUGAACCUCAGAAGUAGUAACAAUGAGAAUGACUCAUUGUCCAUGCCAUUUGCUUGUUCCAGUUUUCCAAGUGCUGCUGGGACUGAUUUUUCACCUGCUUCUGAUAUGAUGACUGCUAGUUGUGUUGAUGAAUCAGGGUUCUUGCAGUCAUCGGAAAAUGAUGAUCAAGCGAACCCACCUAGUGGAACCUUUGUAAAGGUUCAGAAAUCGGGGUCCCUUGGGCGAUCACUGGAUAUAUCUAAAUUUAGCAGUUAUCAUGAACUGCGCAGUGAACUUGCUCAUUUGUUUGGCUUAGAAGGCCAACUGGAGGAUCCCCUGAGAUCAGGCUGGCAGCUUGUAUUUGUUGACCGUGAGAAUGACGUUCUCCUGCUUGGUGAUGACCCCUGGCAGGAGUUCGUAAACAAUGUGUGGUACAUCAAGAUCCUAUCCCCUCAAGAAGUGCAGCAGAUGGGCAAAGAUGGCCUUGAAUUUCCAAAUUCGAUAAGGCCCAAGCACCAAAACAGCUUCAACAGCUGUGAUGACUACACACUUCAACAGGACUUGAGACAUAAUAGCAAUGGGAUGGCAUCUGUAACCUCUCUUGAUUACUGAUGACUGGUGCCAAUUGCUGAGGAUGUACGACCUAUAUGAAAACCAUCGAGCUCGGAUAAGGUGGCUUACAAGCAGAUGCCUAAAAUGUGUAUCUUCGCCCUUAGCCCGGAACUCCCUAUUUCAUUAUCCAACUGGGCUUAUGUGGAAUCGAACUGAAUGUUUAUCAGCUAAUUUUAAGGUAAUAGCGCAUAACGCGACUGGCAGAACAUUGUAAAUUAUCCUGUGUGAUGUCCCUGAACUGUACUGUUGGGCGAGUCACGCGACUUCCUCUCUGCAGGGCAGUAUUGCAGAUGUAACUUCAACACUUCCAUCAUUGUAUUAUUGUUGUAGCUAGUAUGUUUGUUGUCAGAAGCUUAAUUAAUAUUUGCAGGUGCUUAUUGUCAGAGAAUCACCUGCUCCAUUAAAAGCUUCCAUAUAUUAUAUUCA
This is a messenger RNA of Chenopodium quinoa (quinoa), 3819 nucleotides long. Its product is annotated as auxin response factor 6-like. Gene Ontology annotation, molecular function: protein binding; DNA binding. Gene Ontology annotation, biological process: response to hormone; regulation of DNA-templated transcription. The transcript is spliced from 14 exons. The record is from RefSeq and is a predicted model, not a curated record. The coding region runs from base 634 to 3393 and encodes 919 amino acids. NCBI's taxonomy places the organism in Eukaryota, Viridiplantae, Streptophyta, Magnoliopsida, Caryophyllales, Amaranthaceae. Gene Ontology annotation, cellular component: nucleus.